GCUACUUCAAAAUGCUUCGUAACAGUCGGUAUAAUAUAUCACUGACCGGAAAUGAGUCACAGUACUAAGUAGUUUGAGAAGGCUUACGGUCAAAAGCAAAGGCUCAGUUAAAUAAUGUACACGGUUUGGCUGAUAUUCAAGAUGUGAUUCGCUGAUGCUCUUACUUGCUUACUUUGACUAAGUAUUGAGAAAGCCUGUUUUAGUUUGAAUGCACUUGCAAUUUAGUACAUGUGCCUAAAUAAUAAUACAACGUACGUCAUAUUGUACAAAAUUAGGAGUAGUUUUCAGAUGCUAGAGCAUCGAACGGUAACGAGCUUCCAAUUUUGGGGAAACUCUCGAAGUCAAAUGACCUUCACCAAAGUUUGGGGAAAUACCCAAUGUCAAAUGACCUUGACCAAGGUUAAAGGGGAGUUUUGGGGUUUUUGUGCCGUUUCCCCCAAAUUGGGAGCUUGGGUUAUGUAUGUUAAUUUUAAUCGCCAAGUCUUAGAACAACUUGGAGAAAUCUGCAAAGAAAGAACAGCUGAUGCAUUAUUAAUAAGGCACGUGUACUAAAUCGCAGGUGCAUUUAAAUCCAAACAGGCUUUCUCAACACUGAGUCAAAGGGUUUUCCAUCUAAUACAUCAGAUUGAAUAAGGCGAAUUGUAGUCAUCUGUCUAUAUUCAUCACAUAUUCAAUGAAAUACUCGAUUGACUUUAUUCGUAUUGGGUGGACAAGGCGUAUUUCAGAUCACUACUUUAGUUCUGCAUGUACGAUAUCAUUACUAAGAGGACCUAAAUUGAUUCUUGUUGACCCUGGUAGUCCAUGGGAUUCGCAGUGGCUUCUUUCUCAGCUCUCAUCUCGUGGAGUAAAUCCUUAUGAUAUUGAUUUUGUUGUUUGUACACACGAUCACGUCGAUCAUAUUGGAAGCUUACAUAUAUUCCCAAACUCUACUCGGAUUGUGGGCGAGAAUUUCGAAGUUCAAGGUCUUAAAGAUUGCUUCAGUAUUCUCAAAACGCCUUAUGAGAUCGACUCCUUGAUUCACAUAAUAUCUACACCUGGGCACACUUUGUCAGACAUAUCAGUCAUUGUAGAGGAUAUUGACCAAUUCGGUCGUGUUGCCAUAGUGGGUGACUUGUUUGAAUGUGAGCAAGAUAUUAUUGAUCCAUCUUUGUGGCAUUCAUCUAGUAACGAUGUAAGCAUUCAACAAAAAAACAGAGAAUUCAUUAUCGAUAACUUUGACUACAUUGUUCCAGGUCAUGGACCAGCCUUUAAAGCUACUAAAAGGUGGCAAAACUAACUUUGUAUGCAUUUUUACCCCGUUCAUUGUAAUCCACUCGACAUUCGUUACACUUUUGUUGUCUGUCAUGAAAUUCUAUGGAAUAAUCAUUUGUCUUUCUAAGUUAUUAUAAGUCGCAAAAUUCUUUGAUUUUCCCAUUAUAUUUCCGAGAAUUUCAUUUAGUUAUGACAUCAUAGAAUAAAGUUAUUAUUAGUCAAGACAUAGUAAA
This is a messenger RNA of Schistosoma intercalatum, 1484 nucleotides long. The record is from the annotation of a GenBank genome assembly. Lineage: Eukaryota; Metazoa; Platyhelminthes; Trematoda; Strigeidida; Schistosomatidae.